AUGCGUUCAAUACUUUCCGUUGCCAGCCUUCUUCUGUUACCCCUCCCUGCCCUUUGUCAAUCCAUCACUGACAGCGACGGCUACACUGGGUACAAACUGGACAUCCGAGAAGAUGGCGACCCGCUCGCCGUUGUUUACGAAACCGAAAACACAACACUGAAUGUCUCUGCUCUUAUCCCAGAACCGGACGUCAUGCUCAACGCUUCCGUGCACGUCGGCGAGAUAUACAUCGGCGUCGACAACCUCACUGCGAAAAUCAACCUCGAUGCGCAGGUCCUCUCACUCCUACAAUUCAAUGCGGGAGUCGACCUCAGCAUUGAGAAAGUCUCGCUGUUGAUCCAGAAUGUUACCGCAAAAGUGUACCUCGAAGCCCGGCUCACCAACCUCGUCAAGAUGAUUAGCGACGUGCUCGACUCGGUCGACCUGAACCCCGUGAUCGCCGAGCUCGGCAACGGACUGGGCAGCGUACUCGACGACGCAGGCGACUUGAUCACCGAUGUUGCCGGCGGAGACGAUGAAACAACGCAAGCAAAAGCCAAGCGGGAAAUCGACCUCAUGCAAUUCGAAGUCAAAGAAAACAUCCUUUACUCGGUAAACAAUUUCUCAGGCAACACGCACAAGCGCCGCGUCCUGGCCCAAAACGGAGACAUUGUCGAGCAAACACUGAACAACUAUGGCUCCGUGUCCAGCGAACGCGUCGUGGGCAACUAUGAAAAAGACAUGCGCUUCAAUGGAUUCAACGAAAGUGUGACAUUCAAGGGGGAAGAGGUUCGCGAGGAAGAGUACAUCUACGAGCCUUUCAAGGGGCUCUUUUCCAUCUCAGGCGUCUUCAAGAAUAAAGUUACCGGCGAGGUGGUUGGGACGCAGAUUCUGGCUGAGGCGAGGGGAGGCGGCAGCGCGAGUAUUGGCAAUGUAGAUUGA
Dothidotthia symphoricarpi CBS 119687 is the source of this 921-nucleotide messenger RNA. RefSeq lists its product as uncharacterized. Lineage: Eukaryota; Fungi; Ascomycota; Dothideomycetes; Pleosporales; Dothidotthiaceae. The record is from RefSeq and is a predicted model, not a curated record. The coding region runs from base 1 to 921 and encodes 306 amino acids. The transcript has a single exon.